AUGGGAAGGCUAUUUGUAAUCACUCUUGAAGAAAGCAUUUAUGGUUGCAAGCACUGCCAUAUCCAUCGUGCUCUGCUUGAUGACAUUAUUUCUAAGUUUUUUCACUGUAAGCAUGGAAAGGCUUAUUUUUUUGAUAAAGUUGUGAAUAUCACAGCAGGAGAGGAAGCAUACCGCAUGAUGAUGAUUAAAAUGCACAUUGUUUUUGAUAAAAUCUGUGUUGGGUGUGGCUCAAUUGUGGGAUGGAAAUAUGAGUCUACACAUGAGAAGACUAAGAAGUACAAAAAGGGAAAAUUCAUUCUUGAAAGGUGCCAUAUCACUGUUUCUUUUGGUUGCAUGCAAUAUUUCAAUGUUCUCAAAUGUCAAUUUAACUGUGGAACAUGAUGUAAAUUAGAAAUUUAUUGAUCUAGGAUCUUCCAUUUGUUCUCGAAGCUCUGUUUCAGGCUCGAAUCAAUGUAAAAGUUUCCAUUUUGAUAUUGAUUUUGUCUAUUUUUGUUGGAAAGUUGAGGCAUGUUUUUUGAAUUUUUGCAUGGAGAGCAGUGAUUUUAUUUAUUACUUUGUGGAAAUUACUAUGUUAUAGAUGGAGAAGGAUUGGGGAGGAUCUGUCAGCAUUGGCCAAGGAGGU
Messenger RNA from Durio zibethinus, 622 nucleotides. The record is from RefSeq and is a predicted model, not a curated record. NCBI's taxonomy places the organism in Eukaryota, Viridiplantae, Streptophyta, Magnoliopsida, Malvales, Malvaceae.